Eriocheir sinensis (Chinese mitten crab) is the source of this 6893-nucleotide messenger RNA. RefSeq names its product myc proto-oncogene protein-like. The transcript is spliced from 3 exons. Gene Ontology annotation, biological process: regulation of transcription by RNA polymerase II. Gene Ontology annotation, molecular function: DNA-binding transcription factor activity, RNA polymerase II-specific; RNA polymerase II cis-regulatory region sequence-specific DNA binding; protein dimerization activity. NCBI's taxonomy places the organism in Eukaryota, Metazoa, Arthropoda, Malacostraca, Decapoda, Varunidae. The record is from RefSeq and is a predicted model, not a curated record. Bases 194 to 1828 code for a protein of 544 amino acids.
GACGCCCCGCACUCCCGCGCUAAGAUUUGGCGGGAAAAGGUGUAUGGGAGAGUAGAGUCGCGUGCGGGUCAUACCUUGCCACCAGCGACAACAUUGACCUGUGUUCGUGUGUCUGUCUGUGGCCGUGCAUCCGCCUGUCUGUCUGUCUGGGAUCAAUAGUUCUGUGCAGCCCGGUCUGGAGUGGGUCGCCGCCAUGUUGGAGCUGGAGGCCGAGGCGGAGUGGUCGCAGGAAGGCCCCACGCUCAGCAACGACAUCUGGAAGAAGUUUCAGCUCAUCCCAACACCCCCGCGCUCGCCCUCCCACGAGACGGACUUCACGAAUUCUGACCUCACCCUCGACCUGGCCUUCUCGCCCUUCGAAAUCCCGUGCCUGGAGACCAAUGAUUUCGACCUCGACUUGGACCUUCUUCCCGACCACCUGCCCAGCUGCGGGGGGCCGGGGGGACUGCCGUGCGCCAAGGGGACGUGCACCAGCUGUACCCAGUUGGCCCUAGCAGGCUCUGAGCUUCGCCAUGAUUGUAUGUGGCGAGGGACGUGUUCUGCGGAGGCCCACGCGUACCACCCUCGGGACCCACAACAUCGGACACAUAGGGAAAGCACCUCACACUUCCCUGAGCUACUCCUCGACCCUUCCGUCCUGGAGUGCGCGGCUGGGUUCACACGCCUGGAUGACCUAGACGAUGACGAGGAUGAGGAGGAUGAGGAUAUGGAGGUAGAGGAAGAAGAGGAGGAGGAGGAAGACGAGGAAGAUGACCUGGCUGCGAGACCUGACACGCCUUCAGAGUCCUCGGAAACGGAUACGGACGAGGAGCAAGGCGACGAGGAGGAGGAUGAGGACGACGAUGAAGGGGAUGAGGCGCCUGUGGUUCACGUAGAUCACACCUACUACUGCCCCCGCGCCCCCUCGCCACGCCUCGCACACGCCCCCGCUAACGCCCCCACGCCCGCCCUGCCGCACACGCCCUCAGAGUCCGAGGACGAGAUUGAUGUGGUCAGCGUGGGUAGUGCUGACAGCGCCUACAGCAGCAGCAGCAGCAGGAGUAGUGGCGGGAAAAGCAGUAGCAGGGCGGUGGAGAAGAGGAAAAGAGGUGGAGUGGUGAGCAGAACCAGCGGAGGUGACCCAACAUCCCUUACCCUCUCCACCCCUACACCGGCUGUCCCCUCCACCACCACCCCCGACCUGCCCACCGCCGCCGCCACCACCACCACCUCCUUCACACCAGUAAGCCCCAGAAAGGUGUUGAAAGCCAGGAGUAACACCACCACCACCACCACCGCCUCCACCUCCAGUAAAUCCAGCAGACACAACAGACGCCUUCACCACCUCCAAAUCACAGAGAAGAGAAAAUCCACCACCAGUUCGCAUCCCUCCACCACCACUUCCACCAACCACAUGACACAUCCCCCACCACACACCUCCACCGCAGCCUCACCCACCAACACCAACACGCCCUACACCACACGGCCGCUCAAGAGGAUACACCGCAGCUCCAGUCACCACCACAGCCACCACCACCACGGAAGGAAAAAGAAAAACAACAGGGGCUCCGACGACGACCCGGAGAGACGCCACCUCCACAACUCCCUGGAAAGGAUGCGAAGAGUCGACCUCAGGAAUGCGUUUGAGGACCUAAGGAACCUCGUGCCGGAUCUCUGUGACCGGGAAAAGGCGCCGAAGGUUGAGAUUCUGCGAAGGGCCUCUGAACACUGCUACAGCCUGACGCAGCGGGAAAGACUACUGAGCCAAGAGAAAGAGAAGCAGAAGCGAGUACAGGGUGAGCUUAGGAGACGUCUCGCGGCCCUCCAAAAGCAACACGGUAGAUUGUAGGCGUCUGUGUGUGUGUGAGAGUGUAUACAUGUGUGAUUUACCUGUCUAGAUACAUACAUACACACCUGUCUUACUCCAUACCUGUGUUUACCUCGUUUGGAGUGAUUGCAGAUGUGUGUGUGUACUUGCCUACCUACCAUCCUGGCCCCUGUGUGUGUGUGUGUGAGUGUGUGCGGGGUCAGGUAGGGUGUGUGUACGGCUGCCUGGCCCCGCGUGUACGUUUUUGUGUGUACGUGUGAGGGUCAGGAAACUUGUGUACGUCCUUAGGUCACGUUGGUGCCUGCCGUAAGGGCCGUGUGUGUACGUGUGUGCGUGUGUGUGUACGGUUAAGAUUUUUUGGUAUGCAGUUUGUAGUUCGCUAAGCAAAUCAAAUUACUACCUGUGUGUGUGUGUGUGUGUGUGUGUGUGUGUGUGUGUGUGUGUGUGUGUGUUCAUUAUUCUCAACUGGUAUCAUCAUUACUACAACUACUGCUAUUAGGAUUACCUUCUAUGACUACUACUACUACUAUUACUACUACUACUACUACUACUUCUACUAUACCACAAUACCUACUAUCCCUGCUAUUACUACUACUACUACUACUACUACUACUACUCUCGGCGUGUUAGGUAGUGUUAGCGUCGUUGUCACGGAUGUACCUUGGGCCGCGAUGAGCCGGGCAGGUGAGCGGCCACACCUGUAGGGUUAAUUAAUAUAGUGGCUAAUUAUACUUUGUGAUAUUUACCUGUCUAGAACGCGAGAGAAAGUGAAAGUGAGAGAGUGAGAGGGAAAGUGAGUGUAGGUAAAGUAUCUAGCUUACCUGUAAUUAACUUUUUUUGCACUUUUGUAAGGUGAUUAAGAGGGUGUUUUUGGACCUCAUUAAUUGCGUUUUCUAGGCUCGUGUCAGUAGGUUUUUUUUUUAUAUAAAUAUAAUCGUAGGAUGUAACUUUUUUUGUUUGUUUUGUUUUCUUGAUCAUGUUUCAGAAAAGGCCAUUAUUCAGAGGGUUGCUAAUGAUGAUGAUGAUGAUGAUGAACUUUCCUCAGAGAUUGACUUAAUUAAAACAGAGAAAUAACUAAUAAUUAAGAAAGCGUAUGUGUGUGUUUGUUUGUGUGUGUUAAAAAGAGAUAAAUAGAUACGAUGAUAAUUACAUUUUUAUCAUUAUUAUCAUUAUUAUUACUAUCAUUAUAUACGGUUGUCAAUUGUAAUUAUUAUACUUGUAAGAAUUAAUGAUAUAAUAAUUGUAGGGUGUUUGUUAUGAGAAUAUUAUCAUUAUCGGAGGUUUAAUAAGUAAUAGAAGAUGGGCUUGAACUGUUGUUGUUAUUAUUAUUAUUAUUAUUAUUAUUAUUAUUAUUAUUAUUAUUAUUUUCGGCCCCCCUGUCAGUUGCCAUGUUACGAUUUAAGUUGAACGUGAGAACACCACACUGCUCUCUCUCUCUCUCUCUCUCUCUCUCUCUCUCUCUCUCUCUCUCUCUCUCUCUCUCUCAUCAGUAUAUAUACGUAUCAAUAUUAUUUUUUUCUUUUUUCUACAUUAAUAUCUUCACUUUUAUCAAUUUACCUUUAAUAUUUUCUCCUCCUCCUCCUCCUCCUCCUCUUCCUCUUCUUCUUCCUCCUGUAGUGUCGCUGUCUCCUCACACUUCCUCGCAUUCUGUUAUGAAAAUUAUUAUUAUUAUUAUUAUUAUUAUUAUUAUUACUAUUAUCAUCAUAUCUUUAUUAUUAUUAUUAUUAUUAGUUUUAGUUAAGUGGUCUCCCCUAACACUACUUUCCCUUACUACUACUACUACUACUAUUUUUAUUGGUCUUCUUCAGCGCCAGUAACAACUUGCAAGACAGUUUUAAUUGGUUGUUUUAUUGGUUGUUUGAAUGCCACAAGAUCACCAUUCAUUAUUCAGUUCAUAUUCUCAUUUUCCGUUUUUCUUUUAUUUAUUCAGUUUUUUCUUUUCUUUUUUUCCCUUUUCCUUUUUUUUCUGUUUUUGUUUGUUUUUGUUUUUCCGAGUUUCCAAACGUUUCCAGCGAACGUGACUGAUGAUGCCUCGACAGACUGACCAAUUGAGUGCUUGGUUAUUUUUUUUUUCUUUUUCUUUUUCGUUUGCGUGUAAAUAAUAUAAAUAACAAUAAUAAUAAUACCACGGUAACAUUAUAUAUAUUUUUUCCAUUGUCUUUGAGCCACGUGUUGUUGUUUUCCCUUUUCUUUAUCAUAACAUAUAUAUUAAAAAAGCAAGAAAUAUAUAUAGAGAUAAAAACACGUAUGGACUGAAGGGCAUUAAAUAGUUAUCCAUCAGAGUUACUAUUACAACUAUUACUAUUAUUAUUAUCAUUACUACUACUACUAUUAUGAUAAGCCUGUGUACCAUUGCUAUGUUUACUAUUUAUACAUAUACAUACUUUUUUUUCUCAAGGGUUUGGGAAGAAGCGUUUAGGUAUGAUAAUGAUAUGUUGGUUAAUUAGAUAUGAGGUGAGGAAACAUUGCCAGGUAGAGGUAUUAUUGUCAUUAUUAUUGUGACUACUAGUGUUAUGUAGACCUGUUUGCCAUAUAUGUGAAGAGAGAGAAAGAAGGAGGAAGGAAAUGUAAGAAUGUUGGUAAUUUGAAGAUUCGUUUUUUAUAUAUAUUAAUUUGAUGGUUUCCUACUUUUUAUUUUGAUUUCUUACUUUUUCUUUUCUUUUUUCGUCCUCUUCUUCCUCUUUCGUGUCAGGUGUUAUGUGAAGGAUUUGAAAUUUUCCUUCUACUCCACAAUUUACUUUUUUAUUUUCAUUUACCUCCUUUCUUUUUUUUCUUCCUCAUUGUUUUUAUUUUCAUUUUCCUCAUUCUCUUUUUCUUCCUCUCGUUGUUUUGAUUUUUAUUUUCAUUUUCCUCCUCUGUUUUCUUUUUUUCUUUUUCCUCGUUAUGACAAAUUUAUAUAUUCAGGUUUUUUCUUUUAUUUUUUCCAUUGGCUUUUUUAUUUUAUUUGCCUUCAUUGCUCCGUCUCCCUUUUUUUAUCUUUACUUCAUUUUUAUUGUUUUCCUAAAUUUUCUUAAUAUCUUUUUCUUACUUUUUUGUUUUCUUUCGUUUUUGUUCCUCUUCCUUUCUUCUUUUUAUCUUUUAUGUUUGUUUUCUCACCUCAAGUUUUUAUUUAAAGAUUUUCCCAAUUUUUAUCAGAAUUCUCUUUUAUUUGUUUUCUUAUACCUUUUGUUUUCCUUUUUUUCCCUUUUUCUUUCACUUCUCACGUGCAGCUAAUCUAAUCUUACCUGCUUGUCACUCUCUCUCUCUCUCUCUCUCUCUCUCUCUCUCUCUCUCUCUCUCUCUCUCUCUCUCGCAUUGCAUCAUAUUUCUUAACAUCUAUCUACUUUUUUCUAUUCAAAUUUUUAUCUAUACCAUCUUUCUACUUUUUCAUAUAUCCAAAUUUUCAUUUCUCAUUUCUUUCCUCUAUUUUCUUCUACUUUUUUUUUUAUCUAAUCUCUAUCUACGAAUACAAAUAUCAAGCAAUAAUUAAAACAAUGUUGAAAUUACUAAAAUAUUCUAAUCAUUAAGAGAAAUAGUAAUAACGUUGACAUUACAGAGAAUAUAUCCAUAAUUAAUUUCUUUGAGUUCUAUAAUAGUGGGUUUUUUUCCCUUCCUUUUCAAAUUGUCACUUUUUCCUAGAAUGUGAUGUUUUUCGAAGGAUAUUUUAAGGGUCCGUUUUGGGGGUUGUUUAGCGUUGAAAGUCGGCCUCGUAAGAAGGGUUUAAUAGGCCUUGUCGUGCUAGUGAAAUGGUUUAGGAAGACAAGAACGUAGGCCUAUAAUGUAUCAGUGAAAUUUAGCUUUGUUGUAGUAGCCAUGAGAAUUUUUUGGCCUGUCUAAACUCAUCUUUUUCUUUCUACAGAGACUGAAGUGCUUUUUUGUGAUUCUUCUUUACUCUUAUUUUCCUUUCUUUCUAUUUUUGUGAACUUUUUCCUUUCUUCCUCAACUUUUUUUUUUCUUCUAUUUUUGUCAACUUUUUCCUUUCUUCCUCGACUUAUUUUUCUUUUUUCAUCUAUUUUUGUCAACUUUUUCCUUUCUUUCUCAACUUUUUUUUCUUUCUGAGCAUUUUUUUCUGAUUUCAUUCUUCUCUUUCCUAUUUUUUUUCCCUUCUCCCAUCUAUUUUCUCAAGUCUUUCGUCCUCUUUCAUUUCUUUUCCAAUUUCAUUCUUCUCAUAUUUUUUUCCUUUUCUCGUGCCUGCCUUUUCCUUUCCUUUCCAUCCUUCCCUUUCAGCCUUCCUCUCCCUUUCCUUAAUUUUACCUUUCUCUACCUUCCUUCAUCUCCUCUUUCCUUCUUACCUACUUUCUCUCCUUGCUUCCUUCCCAUUUCCUUCAUAUUGGCCUUCCCUAUCUUGCUUCGUGCCUCUCUCUUCCUUCCUUCCUUCUUUCUUUCCUUCCUUUUUUCUCACCUUUGAAAGUUUGUUGCUAUGAGCGAGAUAUCUAUUGAAAAAAAAAUCCUCCCAUUGCCCCUCUCUCUUCCCCUUCCUCCCCCUGCUCCUCCUCCUCCUCCACCCCUCCCCCUCCCUCCCCACGUUGCCCACAGUGGGAGGCCGUAGCGUAUAAGGACAACAUAUUAUUACUCCUGCUCAAUUUUUUGCUCUAUCGGAUUAUUUUUGUAGGAAAAGAUUCAGAAAAAAAACAACAAAUAGCCAAAAAAUAUUUAUACAAGGCUUUUGGAAGCGUUUGUGUGAAAGUUGAGUGUUUUUGUUUUGUUUUUCAUUUUAUUUGUUUAUUUUUUGUUUACUGUUUGUGUGUGUGUGUGUGUGUGUGUAUUUUGUGCAAAGAAAUACAACAACAAUACAUAAGAAAGUUGAUGUAGAAGAGAUCAUUUAAUUCUUUUCUUUUUUUAUACCAGAGUACGUGUGUGUGUGUGUGUGUGUGUGUCUUGUAAAUUGCUGUACAUUGUAUUACGUUUAAGGUCUAGAAAAAGAAGAAUGCAAAGGAAAAAGUGUGUUUGUAUUUUGCCAUUAUCAUUAUUAUUAUUAUUAUGCUUUACAAGGGAUUCAUUAUUAUUAUUAUUAUUAUUAUUAUUAUUAUUAUUAUUAUGUUGCCCACGAGCUCAGGUGUUGCUUUGUACCUUUAGCUGAGUUCUCUAUUAAAGAUGUAUAAUUAAA